CCCGCCCGCCGCCCGGGCAGCGCUGCCCCGGCCGCCCGGGGAGCCUCAGCGGGGCACCGUUCUGGCCGGGCGGCGGCGUUGUCUUUCAUUCACGUCUUUAACCAGCAGCCCCCUCCCCUCACCGGGGCAGCGGGCCCUGCUGUCCGAGCAGCUGGCGUGAGCUGCCAUCGCAGCCAGCCCGAGCCCCCCGCGGCGAACGCGCUCUCCCGGGCGCGGACCUGUGCUGGCUGCGCUGCGGUCCCGGCUGAGUUUCCCGCUCCGCUCCGAGCCCGCGGCGUGGCUCCGUGCAGCCGGCAGCCUUGUGUCCCAGUCAGCCAAGUUGUUUUAGCUGCAAACUGGUACAAAAAGCUGUCCCCAUCUGUCUGGAAGGGACUAAGUGGAGAAUUGGAAGCUUUUGCAGAGGAUAUGCCUAAAACAUGGCAUCAGACAGGAGGUGAACUCUGUGUGUUAAAAAGAGGAGUCUACCUAAAAGAAGGUGUCACAAAAAGGGAAAGAAAGGUGAUGAUGACCAUGAACUUUGGCUGCCUGGGGUGUGUGCAGACUGUGGAGAUGGUUAUAGAAACUUGCUCCUUGGAGAUGGUGGCAGGAAUAAAAGGAAACUCCUGGAAGCCUGACUCCCACUCUUCAGCUCUCAUAGCAGACAGAAAUCCCAGAGAUGGGGGAAAUUACUCAGGUUUGAAAAUCACAAGAGUUAAGUUACAUCAAGAAAAUCACAGAAGAUCUAAUAGAGGUGCUGUGGUGAUAGCUGCUGUGGUGAUGGCUUGUGAACUCUCCACAGCCUUUUUGUGUGGAAAUAAUAUUUCUGUUAGCAGAGCACUUUCCCAUGCCCUGUGUUUUAAAGAACAAGCCGAGGUCCUUGUGUGUGUUUCUGGCUUGCUGUUUGCAGCCACUGGCAGCCAGCUCCGUCUGACAGAGCCAUCCAAGUCAGCACUAGCCAGCAGUUGCACCCUGCACCCAGAAAAGGAUUUCACAUUUGAAAGGAGCUCACCGCAGAGGAGGUCAUCUGUCUCAGAGCCAAGUCAGCAGAAGGAACACAGGAUAUGCAGCUGCAGCCUAUCAGUACAGCUACCUGCCUGAAUCUACAAAUUUGCACCUGCUUUCAACGUUUUUCAUUAUUUUCAUGCAGAAUAAAGGAAAGAUGAUACAGAAAAGAGCCUUAUGUUUCAUGGAAGAAAAUGAACAGGAAACAGAAACAAAG
Prinia subflava (tawny-flanked prinia) is the source of this 1198-nucleotide messenger RNA. RefSeq lists its product as uncharacterized. The transcript has 6 exons. Lineage: Eukaryota; Metazoa; Chordata; Aves; Passeriformes; Cisticolidae. The record is from RefSeq and is a predicted model, not a curated record. Bases 406 to 1077 code for a protein of 223 amino acids.